Molecule: messenger RNA, 5836 nt
Organism: Protopterus annectens (West African lungfish)
Lineage: Eukaryota; Metazoa; Chordata; Ceratodontiformes; Protopteridae
Gene: INTS2
Product: integrator complex subunit 2
Exons: 24
Coding region: 1509-5090 (1193 amino acids)
Biological process (GO): snRNA 3'-end processing
Cellular component (GO): integrator complex
Source: RefSeq, a predicted model, not a curated record
GCCAGAAAGUCACAAACCUUACCUGGAACAGAUAAGAAAUAUGUAGCAAAAAAAAGACAUUCUGAAAAUCUGGACAGUUGAGAGGGAUGUCUGGUACAAAACAAAAGUAAUAUAUAAGGCGGUCUAGUCACACAGAAAUAAUAAUGGUGAGCAAGCAGCAAGAAGUAAUUUGUAGGAUCACAUUUUAAUACAUAAGUGGUGUAAAGCAGGCAGCAAGAAGUCAUUUGUAGGAUCCCAUUUUAAUGCAUAACGGGUAAAAUGACACAGUUGGCACUGGGCUUCAAAAUCAUAGCAGAAUGUCAGACAGAGGAGUACCUUCAUACUAAAACGUUUUCAUAUACUAUAUUAGGACUGAUAUAAUUAAUGUUAGUCUUUGUAUAUCGGCUUAGUUAAUUUCUAAUAAUAUGUGCUACCUUAAAUGUGUUGAAAGUUGUGAAGAGCAUCAGUAAAUCUAGGAUCAGCAAGCCUAAAUCUGAGGGCAAACAUCUUAAUACGAAGCAUAAAAUCGUAACAGUUGAGAGGUAUAACACUGGGAACCUCCUUGACUGUAAUAUUGAUUUCUUAAAUAUGCUGAACCACUGUCUACGGAGGUACCAGUGCUCCCGGAUGAGCUUCUGUUUCAAUUUAGUUUACUCAAUUAGUAUUUGUUAAUAUGAUCAAGCCUUCGCAACUGAAAUAAACAACAGCCAGCUUUUUUCUCUUGACGUGUAGAAUUUUGAGAACACAACUAGGGCUUUCGGUCCCUUUUUACGUUACACAUCCGUUUUUGAUAAGCAAAGCAAUCCAUAUCCGUACUAACAGCAAUGAAAGUAGUUUGCUGGUUUCGUAAUUUGUUUAUAUUUCGUGUUCUUAGACUGAGUUCUUCUAAGUCUCGACUUGUGUUAAAGAAAAAUAAUAACUUUCCCCCAUUUGUGUUUUUAUCGGUUGGCACGAAUGUUGUCAUUUAACAUCAAAUUUGUUUUAAACUGUGAUGCUACUAGCUGGUGUGUGUGUGUGUGGGGUUGAUAACCACUUUUCUUGUGUGCAUAGUUAAGUAUCCCAAAACGAUGCACUCAUUUUAGUUUCCACUCAUUACAAGAGUUUUUGAAAGACAUAUAUGUAGGCACGUAAAUAUGUUUCAAAAUAUGCACGAGUUGUGGUUAUUUUAUGAAGAAGCACAUAGAAUUAUUGACGGAAUUUUAUUAAUGUUUGUAACACGUGCGAAAUAGGCUUGGGUUUAGUGUUCUUGUUUUGAAACUGUACUUUUAAAUAUAUAAUUGCAAUUAUUUAAGUGUAUUAAUGUUGUCCAACUUCCCCUCUGUCGUAACAGCAAAGGGUCCUACGUGUCGGUUCUUGUACCUAAUUCCAAAUAAAUGACGAGGCUUGCCUACAGGUUGGGAAAAUACAUUUAGGUAUGGUAGGAGAGAGAGUACGUAUUACUUACUAACCGCAAAACGCGUGGUUUCAAAAACUGAAUAGCUGUUGGAAUAGUUCUAGUUUGCUUUUGUUUGGUCAUAUUAAGCGGAAGGAUGACAGAGUGUCCAGAUCUUCAGUUUAUCAGCCCCUUUGCGUUUGAAGCAAUGCAGAAGGUGGAUGUUAUGCGCUUGUCUGCUCUAAGUGACCCUGAAUUGAGACUAUUGCUGCCCUGUCUUGUUAGAAUGGCACUCUGCGCUCCUGCUGAUCAAAGCCAGACCUGGGCUCAAGACAAGAAAAUGAUUCUUCGCCUACUCUCUGGAAUAGAAGCUGUAAACUCAAUUGUGGCUUUACUAUCCGUGGAUUUUCAUGCUUUGGAGCAAGAUGCUAAAAAGGAGCAGCAGCUCAGACAUAAGCUUGGUGGUUCUACUGGAGAAAGUAUUCUGGUGUCACAGCUGCAGCAUGGCCUAACCCUUGAGUUUGAACAUAGUGAUUCCCCUCGGCGUCUGCGCCUUGUGCUGAGUGAAUUGCUAGCUGUAAUGAACAAGGUAGCCGAUUCAAAUGGGGAGUUCUUUGUUAAAUCUUCAGAGCUUUUUGAGAGUCCUGUUUACUUGGAAGAAGCUGCAGAUGUGCUGUGUAUUUUACAAGCAGAGCUGCCAUCGUUGUUACCCAUUGUUGAUGUGGCAGAGGCCUUACUUCAUGUUCGAAAUGGUGCCUGGUUUAUGUGUCUGCUAGUGGCUAAUGUUCCAGACAGCUUUAAUGAAGUUUGUAGGGGGUUAAUAAAGAAUGGUGAACGUCAGGAUGAGGAGAGCCCUGGAGGACGUAGCAGAACUCAGGCACUUCGACAGCUGUGCAAAAUGAACCCUGCUCAGUCUCUUAAAGUGCGAGCUAUGGUGGUAGAGGAAUGUCGCCUUCCAGGUCUUGGAGUGGGUUUGACACUGGACCACACUAUCAAUAAUGUCUCUGAAGAUAGCGUCAGUGACUUGGUAUCAUUUAUUAGUGGUUUAUUGCUAGGAACUAAUGCUAAAGUACGGACCUGGUUUGGUAUGUUUAUCCGAAAUGGACAACAGCGCAAACGAGAAAGUAUUGGAUCUGUACUCUGGCAGAUGAGAAGACAGCUGCUUCUGGAACUUGUAGCCAUUCUUCCAACUGUCCGAAGUAUCCAUGUCAGAGAGGAGGAUGACCCAGAGCUUGAAUCCACUGUGUCUGUUUACACUGGACUAAAGGAAGAACAUGUUGUGAAAGCUAGCGCACUGUUGCGAUUGUACUGUGCACUUAUGGGGAUUGCCGGAUUGAAGCCCACAGAUGAAGAAGCUCAGCAACUCUUGCAGCUGAUGACCAGUCGUCCUCCAGCAACUGCUGCUGGUGUCCGCUUUGUAUCUCUUUCCUUUUGCAUGUUGUUGGCCUUCCCAACCCUUGUCAGUACAUCUGAACAAGAACAACUGAUGAUAAUGUGGUUGAGCUGGAUGAUAAAAGAAGAAGCAUACUUUGAAAGUGCUGCUGGAGUCUCAGCUUCCUUUGGAGAGAUGCUGUUAUUGGUAGCCAUGUAUUUCCAUAGCAACCAGCUGAGUGCUAUCAUUGAUUUAGUCUGCUCAACUCUGGGAAUGAAGAUUGUCAUCAAACCCAGCUCCUUGAGUAGAAUGAAGACAAUCUUCACACAAGAGAUUUUCACAGAACAGGUGGUUACAGCUCAUGCAGUGCGAGUCCCUGUCACCAGCAACUUGACUGCUAAUAUUACAGGCUUUCUUCCCAUCCACUGUAUUUACCAGCUGUUAAGGAGUCGGGCAUUUACCAAGCAUAAAGUCUCCAUCAAGGACUGGAUUUACAGACAGCUGUGUGAAACAGGAACUCCGCUUCAUCCUCAGCUGCUACCCCUAAUUGAUGUGUACAUUAACUCUAUUCUUACUCCAGCUUCUAAAGCUAGCCCUGAAGCCACAAACCAGCCAGUCACAGAGCAAGAGAUUCUCAAUGUGUUCCAAGGACUUACUGGGGGAGAAUGCAGUCGUCCUAGACAGCGCUACAGUAUUACCGCACAACUUCUUGUUCUUUAUUAUAUUCUGUCUUAUGAGGAGGCACUGUUGGCAAAUACAAAGUCACUAGCGGCCAUGCAGAAAAAACCCAAGUCAUACUCUGCUGCAUUAAUGGAUCAGAUUCCAAUCAAGUAUAUGAUCUUCCAGGCACAGUGUUUGCAGCAAGAACUGGGAGGUCUUCAUUCAGCACUGCUGCGCCUUCUUGCUACAAAUUAUCCUCAUUUAUGUGUUGUGGAAGAUUGGAUAAGUGAGGAGGAAAUUACUGGGACUGACACUUUGCUGCAGAAAAUGCUACUCACCAGUACUGCCAAGAACCACUCCCCCAGACAACUCCAGGAAGCUUUCAGAACUGUAGCAGGCAGCCACACACAGCUGAUACAGAUUUUGGAGCACCUGACACUUUUGCCACCUAGUGAGCUUAUCCCAUAUGCAGAAGUACUGACUUCCAACAUGACUAAACUGCUGAACCCUGGUAUUCCUCGACGCAUCCUGCAAACUGUCAACAAACUAUGGAUGGCUCUUAACAGAGUUAUGCCUAGAAGGCUGUGGGUCAUGACUGUCAAUGCACUGCAGUCUUCAGUAUACAACACCCGGAUGCAAAGAUACACCCAAAACGACUUAAUGAUUGAUCCUCUCAUCGUACUAAGAUGCGACCAAAGAGUGUACAGGUGUCCCCCACUAAUGGAUAUUAUACUACAUAUGCUUAAUGGGUACCUCUUGGCUUCUAAAGCAUACCUCAGUGCUCAUCUUAAGGAGACAGCAGAAUUGGACAAACAGUUUUUAAGCAACUCUGCCACAGCCCAAACAGAUACACCAGAAGUGACUAGAGAAGAACUGAAGAAUGCUUUACUGGCUGCUCAGGAUAGUGCAGCUGUACAGAUUCUUUUGGAAAUCUGCUUACCCACAGAACAGGAGAAGGCACAGGGCCCUCGCCCUGAGAGUCUGCUGAAAAGCCUUCAGAGUGGAGCUCCCCGAUGUCCAUCUGAGUAUACAGAGCAGCAAGAAGACGGCCUUUUAUGUAACCUACGAGAAGUACAGUGCCUUAUAUGUAGUUUAUUACAUCAGAUGUUCAUUGCAGACCCCAACAUUGCCAAGCUGGUUCAUUUUCAGGGUUACCCAUAUGAACUUCUGCCGUUGACAGUAGCUGGGAUCCCAUCAAUGCACAUCUGCUUGGAUUUUAUUCCUGAACUUCUAGCACAGCCAGAGCUUGAGAAACAGAUAUUCGCUGUCCAGCUUCUCUCAUAUUUAUGUAUCCAGUAUGCCUUGCCAAAGUCACUCAGUGUUGCCCGAUUAGCAAUCAAUGUUAUGGGUACGAUGCUGACAGUUCUCACCCGAGCCAAGCGAUUUGCUUUCUUCAUGCCUGCCUUGCCUUGUCUAGUGUCAUUUUGCCAGGCUUUCCCACCUUUGUAUGAUGAUGUACUGUCACUUCUAAUACAAGUUGGACAGGUUUGUGCCUCAGAUGUUGCUACACAGAUGAGAGAUAUUGAUCCUAUUCUUUCACGUCUUCAGAUUCUGAAAGAAAAGCAAAGUGGUCAGCUUGGGCCAACUAAAUAUAGCCUUUCUCAGAAAAGUGUGCCAGCAGAAUUUGAAAGUAUGGACCCAGAUGUGCAGUUAUGCCACCGUGUAGAAGCCACCUUCGUUGAAAUAAUAAAUAUGAGCUUAACUUGAUUGUAGCCAUGCAUAGCCAGGCGUAAAGCAGGAUGUGGCAGUCUUUUUAUGUAAUAUGAAUGUUUAAUUUGCCUGGAAAUAGCAGACGUCUGUUUAAGAAACAUUUCCCUUCCAGGUUGGCAUGAACUUGGAGAACUAGAAAGACACCACUGAGAGUAGAAACAUUAUUACUCUUUCCCAGUAUUCAAGUUUUUUGAAAGAAUUUUGCACUGGGGCAUAUAUAUAUAUAUAUAUAUAUAUAUAUAUAUAUAUAUAUAUAUAUAGUUUUAUCAAAAAAUAGCUCAGUACAUAAAGUCAGUUAAUAGAAGAGGGGGUGGUUGGUGACUGGAGCAAAUAAAAAUAUGCAGUAUUUGAGGUUUCUUUAAAUGUGAAGAAAUUUCCUGUUACAAAGUUAAAAUGUAAAGCAUUAUUAAUGUUAGUUUGUAUAUAUGUUCAUUCUGGAGCUCACCUCUAGCCUUCAUGGCCUCAAAACAGCCCCUUCUUAGGUUUUAACUAGUCACACAUCUUUUACAUGUAAGGCAUCUUUAGCAGUGGAUAAGGACUGAUCAUUAUGCUGAAACACCAUUGCUUACAUUAUAUUCCAUUAUCACUCAUUGCUAAAAGAUUUUGCCUGCAUUAGCAUUGCCUCCUCAUAGCAAGAGGUUCUCCGGUUCGAUCCUCGGCUGGGGUGCCUUCUGUGCAGUCUGCAUGUCCUCCCUGUGGUCGCAUGGGUUUCCUCCACGUGCUCUGGUUUCCUCUCACAUCCC